Molecule: messenger RNA, 1380 nt
Organism: Gymnogyps californianus (California condor)
Lineage: Eukaryota; Metazoa; Chordata; Aves; Accipitriformes; Cathartidae
Gene: SPMIP4
Product: chromosome 2 C7orf31 homolog
Exons: 12
Cellular component (GO): centrosome
Source: RefSeq, a predicted model, not a curated record
ACAGUGCACUGCACUGAACAAGAAGAAGCUCAAAUACAAAACAUGCUGCUGCUGCAUGACCUGCCCCACUACUAUAGAGAAAUCGAGGGAACUGAAAUCCUAUCAUCAAGAACCUUUGAGUCCAGUGAGGUACUAACACCACUUCAAAUUCCUUCUCGUCCAACUGUCUCACAAGACACAUAUGAAGAGUUCAGGGAAUCCCUUCACUGCUGCAAGCUUCCCUGGGGAGCAGAAAGGGAGAAGGGAGGAGUUGCACUACCUGUACUGCCAGAAGACAACAGGGUAAAGGAUAAGUCUCCAUGUACAUUUGUUAAAGGACAUCAACCUUAUGGUAGUGGUGCAGACCCUUGGCCAAGAGGCCUUCCCACUGAGCAAUACUAUGAUGUCACUCAGCUGAAAAAAAGUGAUGUCUGUAUGAAUGAUGAACUGCUUCGUAAACCACCAGACAGUUCGACUAAACCACUGUGCCUGCCAUUUCCCACCUCUCAUCCCUACGAGACAUACAUCUCUAGGUACACCAUGUUCCCAAACUUCAGAUCACCUGAGGAUCAAGACAGCGGGACCGAUGCAAGCAGUCAUCAGCCUUUCCAUCCCAAUAGCCCUACCAAGGCUUUUGAUGUGGUUGUUCUGAGGAAGACAGCAGGUAAUCCGUAUAGGCAUGAAGUUGUCAGUAUUCCCUCUGACUCCCAGAAGAAGGCUGUCUUCCUAAUUGCUGAAGAAAAGGGUCAAAUAUACGAUCCAAAUCCAUCAAAGAUAGUGGCCCCCAACUCCACUUUUGAAGAGCUAGAACAUAACCUCUCUCCAAGAACAACCAAUAUGUUACGAAACACUGAAAGAGCUCUGGGGAUCACAACAUACCGUCAGGACUUCGCAGGUAAGAAUAAAAUAUGUCUCCUUAUCCUAGAUAACUAUUACAUGAAAGCAGUUGGCACAUUAACUGGAGAACUAGGUGAAGACGUGGAACUAGAAGAAACAUUUCUGCCUAGUCUCUCACAAGUGAGACCUCUUGAAGGGCGCACUGCUUGUUUACUUCAAGGCCAAUGACCCCAUGAAUCAAUUCUGCAAGAAUAGUACUCCUCCAGUGUUCAGAUGCCAGGAAGGCCUGAACUUGAAUCCCUUCCAAAAUCUGCAUCAUGUCAGCCUGCAUGGAGACCAGAGGAUGGGCCACGAGAGACAGCAGUGCCUGAAUAGAUCCCUAGCUGUGAGGUUCCUCAGCACCAGACAACACUGCUGGAGCUGCAGCAUUCCUUCUCUAAGACAGCAGCACAAAAACAUUUUCAUGAUUCAAUAAAAGGAGAGACAAAAGACCUCAGAGAUAAAAUUACUGAGGGAAAGAGACACAAAUUCUAUGGUUUCAAUGCUUUUUAUUUCUUUAACUGA